Lathyrus sativus (Indian pea) is the source of this 1176-nucleotide messenger RNA. The record is from the annotation of a GenBank genome assembly. NCBI's taxonomy places the organism in Eukaryota, Viridiplantae, Streptophyta, Magnoliopsida, Fabales, Fabaceae.
AUGUCAAGUUCAAGGGAAGAUAAUUAUCAAGAAAAGCAAGAAGAAGGUAAUAAUAAUAGUAUGAAUAACAUUGAAAAAAGUUCUAAAGCACCUUCAAGUAGUAGUUCAAGACAAUGGUCAUCAUCAAGUUUAAGAAAUCCAAGAAUUGUGAGAGUAUCUAGAACAUUUGGAGGCAAAGAUAGGCAUAGCAAAGUUUGCACAAUAAGAGGUUUAAGAGAUAGAAGGAUUAGGCUUUCGGUUCCGACCGCAAUUCAGUUGUAUGAUCUUCAAGACAAGCUUGGUUUAGGACAACCAAGCAAAGUUAUAGAUUGGUUACUUGAAGCAACGAAAUUCGAUAUCGAUAAACUUCCUCCACUUCAAUUUCCUCAAAGCUUUUCGCAAUUUCAUCAUCAUGUUCUUCCACAAACCCUACUUCCCUUUCAUGAUCAUCAAUCAAGUAAUGUUUUGUCUCAUGAGCUUUCUCUUGGUCCUAUGUAUGAUCCUAACUCUUCUACAUUUGUUGGAAUUCAAAAUCUCAUGACGAGAUCGAAGUUUUGGGAUGUGGAUUCGACAAGAGUUGGUAAAGGUAAAGAGGUUGAAAGAGAGUACUUUUGUGAAAAGGGUAAGUGGAUCAAAACAAAUGAUGAAGAAAAUCAAGUUGGAGAAGCUAGUUACAACAAUUUUCAUCAAGUUUCAACUCAAAAGCUUUUUCCUAUGGAAACUCAAUCAAGUUUUCUAAACAAUGCUAUGUCAUAUAACAACAACUACCAUUCAGAAGUUUCUAGUUUGUCUUUAUCUCAAUUUGGAAGUAAUCAUGGAUUGUUCCAAUCUCAUAAUCAACAAGUAGAUCCAAAUCAAAGUAAUGGAAAUGCUUUUCAAUUUCCAUUUUCUUUUCAAAAUUCACAACUAUUGUUUGGUCCUUCUUCUUCUACACAACCAUCGUCAUCACUUUUGAAUAAUCCUUUUAUGAACAACUCACUUGAAAAUGAUCCAAGAGUUCCAUUCAACCAUUUUCAAUUCUCAAAUUCAAGCUCUUCUCAAGCUAUGCCUCAUUCUCUCAUUCCAUCUUUUCAUCACCCGUUCAAUCCGCCUCCCGUUAGACCUUUUCCGAUUCCAUUUAGCUCGAAGCUUCUCGACUCGGAUAACAAUGACACUAGCAACCAGAUGGAUGGUAGGGGUUGUCGCGAUCGUUCUUGA